CGACACUCUCAGUUAUACUCUAGACCCAAAGACAGACUCUAACAGUUAUUGAACAACAUGUCAUUUGUAUCCACCACCAAGCGUAUCCAGCUCCAAGAUGACGUUCACCUUCACGUCGAGCAAUCAUUUCCUCAGGUGCAAUCUCAAGACUAUCCAACCAUUGUCUUUCUUCAUUUCUGGGGAGGAUCCUCCAGGACCUGGUCACCCGUCAAUCACCUAAUUGCACAUACCUUUCCAACUGCCCGGAUUGACUUUCGCGGAUGGGGUAGCUCUACUGGUCCCGCAGACGAGACCGAAUAUUCCAUUCUCAGACUUGCACAGGAUGUCGAAAACGUCAUCACGCGACUGAACCUUCAGAAAUACAUCAUCGUCGGACACUCUAUGGGCGCCAAGGUCGCUCAAGCCAUCGCUGGGCGAAAUCUUGUUAACGGCCUUGCAGGUCUCGUCCUGCUCUGUCCAGCGCCGCCAACGCCUUUAAUGCUGCCCAAGGAGAUGCGAGAUCAGCAAAUCAGCGCCUACGAUAACGAGCAGAACGCUGAGUUUGUUGUCCGGAAUGUUCUUACCGCAAAGUCCUUGCCUGACGGUAUCAUCGAAAGAAUCGUGGAGGAUAUGAUAAAGGGCAGUCCAUCUGCUACAGCGGCAUGGCCACGAUAUGCCAUGAAUGAAAAUAUUCUGGAGCUGGCCAAGAAGAUCUCGGUACCAACGGUUAUUAUUGCUGGAGGCAAGGAUCAAGUCGAACCUGUAACCCGUAUCAAGGCAGAGGUCUCUGGUAACAUUCCCUUCGUCAAGUUCCUUGUCCUGGAAGAAGUUGGACAUUUGGCCCUGCUAGAGGCGCCAGAGAAGGUUGCAGAGAUCAUAAACGAAACUGCCCAAUAUGCCGCCUACGAGGAAGCUACCCAGCGUCCUCACGAAGUUGAGUGGACAAACCAAAUCAUCGGCGACGCUGCUGCCUAUGCAGCAUCGAGGGUUAUGAGCGGCACUGCGAGGAUAUGGGGGUUUGUAAGUGCCUGGGUGUAUCGAGAAAUCGAGACUCGAGGGUUGGAUUUUAUUGAUGCCGAGGCUGCCAAGGAGAUUGGUUGGAAAGCUGCGCAGACGGCUCUUGCUGAGAAGAAUAGCUGGGAACUUGAGAACUGA
This is a messenger RNA of Fusarium oxysporum Fo47, 1134 nucleotides long. Its product is annotated as Alpha/Beta hydrolase protein. Bases 58 to 1134 code for a protein of 358 amino acids. Lineage: Eukaryota; Fungi; Ascomycota; Sordariomycetes; Hypocreales; Nectriaceae. The transcript is spliced from 3 exons. The record is from RefSeq and is a predicted model, not a curated record.